Molecule: messenger RNA, 486 nt
Organism: Rhizoctonia solani
Lineage: Eukaryota; Fungi; Basidiomycota; Agaricomycetes; Cantharellales; Ceratobasidiaceae
Product: endoribonuclease L-PSP protein
Exons: 4
Coding region: 1-486 (161 amino acids)
Cellular component (GO): mitochondrion; cytosol
Molecular function (GO): deaminase activity
Source: RefSeq, a predicted model, not a curated record
AUGACUUUACGUGCUUUCGGUCGACCUUCACUUUUCACUCUCACUCGACGUCUUGCACGACCCCCGAUUGUAGUACCUACUCUCAGAUUAGCCAUGUCUUCCAACUCCCUUUCUGUUGUAUCUACCCAAGACGCACCAUCGGCCAUCGGUCCCUACUCUCAGGCCAUCAAAGCCGGCGGCUUCGUCUUUGCAUCAGGAUGUAUCCCUUUGGUGCCCUCCACCAUGCAAGUCGUCGAAGGCGGAAUUGAACAGCAAACGGCCCAAGCCCUCGCCAACUUGAAAGCUGUUGUCACAGCCAGUGGCAGCGACUUAAACAAGAUUGUCAAGACCACUGUCUUUUUAAAGGAUAUGAACGAUUUCGUCGCUAUGAACCAAGUAUAUGCCGAGUUCUUCGGUUCUCAUAAGCCCGCUAGGUCUGCCGUUGAGGUUGCUCGCCUUCCCAAGGAUGUGCUCGUUGAAAUCGAAUGUGUUGCACUAGCCAAUUAG